This is a messenger RNA of Durio zibethinus, 1624 nucleotides long. Its product is annotated as SNARE associated Golgi protein family. NCBI's taxonomy places the organism in Eukaryota, Viridiplantae, Streptophyta, Magnoliopsida, Malvales, Malvaceae. The record is from RefSeq and is a predicted model, not a curated record.
AGGACAUGACCAAAGAAGCAAAAAAUUUCCGAACCAUUCCUUUAGACUUUUGCCAAAUAUCUCCAAAACAUGUGUGCCUAGAAACAACCACAAAUCCAACUAUACAUGGCAUUCUUUCCACAACAGCACCAGCUUCAGCUUGAGGCAGCUCCUUAAAAUGCGCGCCCUCCUUACCUUAAGGCCUCCAUGCCUUUCUUCUUCUUCUCUUCCAAUUACUUAUAACUUCCAUUCCUCUCCUUCUGCUUCUCAUUCUUCUUCUUCUUCCGAUUCCUUUCACUCUAGCUUUAGACCCAAUAAGCAUUUCCACUUUUUUAAGCCUUGUUCUUCUCUCAGAGAAACAAAGAAGCGGCAGUCCCUUCAGAAGAGUCCACCCAAUGCUCCACAGAGUCUGAGGUGGUUCCUCAACCCCAAAGGUGAUGAUGACGAGAAGCUCAAAGUGGAUGAGGAUAAGGGUAAGGGUGAAGGAGGGAUCGAAGGGGAUACUGCACUUAAAGGUACCGUUUUGGCUGGAGUUUUACUUGUGGGUGUUGUUGGUGGAUUUGCUACUGUCGGGUAUGUCUACAAGGAUCAGAUCAAUGCUUUCUUGAACCAAUUCUCUACUUUCAUUGAAGGUUAUGGCCCUGCUGGAUAUGCUUUGUUUGUAGCAGUUUAUGCAGGAUUGGAAAUCCUCGCUAUUCCUGCCAUUCCAUUGACUAUGUCAGCUGGUCUUCUUUUUGGCUCUGUCAUUGGCACCAUUAUAGUCUCUAUCAGUGGAACGGUGGCCGCAAGUGUUGCCUUUCUAAUUGCUAGAUAUUUUGCUCGUGAGCGUAUUCUUAAACUGGUUGAAGGGAACAAAAAGUUCCUUGCAAUUGACAAAGCGAUUGGAGAAGAUGGCUUCAGAGUGGUGACCCUCCUUAGAUUGAGCCCUUUGCUCCCAUUUUCACUGGGGAAUUAUCUCUAUGGAUUAACAUCUGUGAAGUUUGUGCCAUAUGUGUUGGGAAGUUGGUUGGGGAUGCUUCCAGGAACAUGGGCUUAUGUCAGUGCUGGUGCAUUUGGUCGAGCAAUUAUUCAAGAGGAAUCAGAUUUGGGGCUUGGUGGAGGAAAUGGUAUAUUGACACUUGGACUCGGAUUGUUGGCCACUGCAAUAGCGGCAGCUUAUGUGACACAGCUUGCAAAGGACGCUGUAAAAGAUAUUGAGUAAGCAUCAGGCAUGGGUUUUGCACCACUUAAGUUGAUAACAGUAUAGUUGAAAAUUGUAAAAUUGGCGACUGCAAAUCUGGCAUGUAAAUCAAAUUCAAAUUUGUAUAAUUGAACCCAAUCUAAUCGAAUGGUCUCGAUUUUACCUUUUUAGUGAAUGUAUCAUAUCAUACCUUGUUAUUUUACAUAAAUCAUUAGCAAUAGCUUUAAUUAGGCUCGAGGCAGACAGCUUUUCUGGUAAUUCAUGCAGUACAAUUAAUCGAUCUUUCGUAGGAUUCAUUCAAAUAUUAUAUAAAAACCAUACUUAUAAUAAGCAGGAGAUUUACAUAAUUUUAAAUUAUAAUUGGUUAAUUAAAACAUUAUAAUUAGGAGAAUUAGAGGUAAAACACUCCUAAAGAUAUAGCCAUAUACUUUACCUAUCUGCAUUGUAUUUCUGCAAAAGUUAUAA